AUGUGCUCUGAAAGGAAUGGGGACGAGUUUAUUCAGAUUGACGUCUCUACUGACGAAGACGCAUCAGGAGUACUUUCGUCUCUACCAGGUUCGUCAUUCCCAUCUCAACAGCUUCAAUUAGAAGAAACAUCAGGUGAAACCGAGGUGUUUCCCCGUGUUUUGGCUUCUACGUCUCCACCCUCCGUCCCACCCCCCGAUAUUCAAACUCUCAUCGUUGACGAAGUGACCCAAGGUGACACAGAUGACGAUGACGAUUCUGAUUUUGAGGAUGAGACACUGGUGGAACGCCUUAUUGGUCUCACUGAAAUGUUUCCUGAAUGGCUGCGCUCCGCGGCAUCAUCUAUCUUUGAUGGAACGGUAGGGGUGAUGCGUGGCGCCUACUCUCUGUCACGCUCUUCUGCUUGGUUCGCCGCCUCCGUUAUGACCGUGUGUAUGCUGCCUCUAAUGUUGGAGCUGGAACGUAACCAGAUGGAGGAACAGGAAGCCUCGGAGCAUCGAUCCAUGAUGCUCGGACCGGGAGGGGCGGGACCUCAGGGCUUAGCGGGAUUCCAGGCCAACAUGCCGGUGUUAAGCCCGGCUGUUGCGAAGUGA
Messenger RNA from Hydatigera taeniaeformis, 591 nucleotides. Lineage: Eukaryota; Metazoa; Platyhelminthes; Cestoda; Cyclophyllidea; Taeniidae. The record is from the annotation of a GenBank genome assembly.